AUGUCGUGUUCAAAAGUAUUUUCAGGAGACUUACCUGAAUUAACAUAUGAAGUUAUAAAACAUUUUCAAAAUGAUUUCUCAACUUUACAUUCAUGCAUUUUAGUUAACAGAUUAUGGUGUCGUUUAGCGAUUCCAUUAUUAUGGGAAAAUCCUUUUUCUUUUCGUACCGGAAAUUAUAAUUUUAUUGGAAUUUACCUACAUAAUUUAAAUGAUAAUUUAAAAACGAAGUUAAAUAACGUUAUUGACAAUUCAUUACCAUCAAAUACACUAUUCAAUUAUCCUAGGUUUUUAAAAUAUUUGAACAUAUAUAAUUUUAUUUCUUCUGUUGAAAGGUAUGAAACUGCUAUUAGAACUUCAAAUCCCGAAAGUAGGUUAUAUUUAUCUGAUUUUAAAAGGUUGAUUAAUAUGUGUGUAUUACUAUUUACAAUAUUCAUUGAAAAUGAAGUAAAUUUGCAUACCCUUGAAAUAGAGAUCUCAAGUACUUAUUAUAAUACAUGUUUCGAUAAGAUUCUUGAAUCAAUUUUACAAAGUACAAAUUUUAUUCAUAAUAUUAAAUAUUUGAAACUUUAUAUCAGUAAUUAUAAUGAAAAUACGGUAAUUAAAAAUCGUAUAUUACCACUAAUACAUUCACAUCAAAAUCUUAAGAAAAUUUUAAUAGGUGAUAAUUAUUUAUCUUCAUAUCAAUCAUUAUUAUUAUCAAAUGAUUAUAAUUGUUCAAAUACCUUAAAUACAAUCAUUUUCUAUUAUGUCAAUUUUAAAGGAUUAAUCAAUCUUGAUAAAGUAUUUGAACAAUUAAAUGUUUUAGAAUCUAUUCAUAUCUUUCAUUGUUCUUCUUUAAAUACUAGUUUUACUCAACAAAUUAUUAAUUUAACUAAACCAUUUAAAUUGAAAUCUUUAUUUAUAAGUGAAAUAUCACAAAUUGAAUCAUUCCAAUUAUUAUUACAAAAAUCUGGCGAUUAUUUAGAAAAUGUUGGGUUUAGUUCUAAUUUUAAUCUAUCACUAGUAUUAAAACAACAAUUAGUAGAAUUAUUUAUAAAAUAUUGUAAAAAUAUUAAAUUUCUUGAUUUUUGUGGGUUUGGAAGUCAGAUUCUUACUUAUCAAGUAUUAAAUUUAAUUGAAAAUAUUAAACAAAAUCUUAAUUAUCUUACAAUUUAUAUAUGGUAUGAUAAUACUGCUGAAACUGAGUGUAGUUCAAUCGUAUUACAAAAUUUAGGACAAAUCCUUCCUUCUAAAUUAGAAUAUUUAUGUUUAAGUCUUUAUCACAUUAAUGCAAAUGAUUUCGAAAUAUUUCUAAAAAAUUCUCAAGAUACUUUUAUUAAGAAAUUUUUGAUCUAUAACAAUGAAGGUCAAGAUAUUUUACCCUCUAUAAAAAAAUAUAUCAUGAAAAAGAAAAGAGCAAAUUAUUUGGCAAUUAAUGAUUCUUCUUUUGAAGCUGCUUUAUUUAAUUCUAGUUAUAAGAGUAAGGAAUUGUUUUCAUUAAAAGAUGAUGUAAAGGAAUUUGAAUUGUAUAAUAUUAAAGUACAAAGUUAUAAUAGCUUAGUGAUUCGCAUAAGUGAUUUUGUAAAUGAAAUUGAUUAGUAGUAAUUUAAAAAUAUCAGAUAGGAAUAUUUUUUUUUUUGUAUAAAGUGCUUAUAAAUUUACUUAUUUCAA
This is a messenger RNA of Rhizophagus irregularis DAOM 181602=DAOM 197198, 1650 nucleotides long. RefSeq lists its product as uncharacterized. Lineage: Eukaryota; Fungi; Glomeromycota; Glomeromycetes; Glomerales; Glomeraceae. The record is from RefSeq and is a predicted model, not a curated record.